GAUGCUAAUAUGCGGUCAAAUUAGUUUAUUAGUUAGGUAAGCAUUGACAAUUUUUGUUCAAUUGAGUUGGGUAACGAUUUGAACACAUGUUGGCAUAUGUAUUAGUAGGCUAACCUUCGAGAUUAUUUCUUCGUACAGAGAAAUUGCAAACUAGUCAAUGACAGAUAAAGAUGUGGUAUGGCAGCAUGGGGACAAUUUGGCUCCGGGUUUUAGGUGUAAUUAUUGCAAUAAGUCAAAGAAAGGCGGUGGUGCCACAAGAUUGAAAGAACAUUUGGCAGGGCGAGGAUCAAAUGUUGUACACUGUGAUAGGGUGCCUCCAGAUGUACGCGAUUAUUUCAGACGUGAGCUAGAUAGGGCAAAAGAUAAGAGGAAGGGAAAGACAGACGAGAGGCUUCGGAGGCAAGAAUUAGCUAGAGUUCAAGUAGAUUUGACAAGCGACAAUGAGGACACGGAAGAGGAACAGGUGCAGCGUGCCGUAGGUCAAUCGAGGGAUGAGGAAGAGUUUAGGAGGAGGUCAGGCGAGUCCUACGAGCAUGGAGGUGGUAGUGGUACUGACAGAGGGGGAUCUGUAUUAAAGAGGAUGCUUAGAAGAGCAUCGUCAACAAGGGAGCCACCGCCAAGUGUCCGGGAUUACAAUGUUGCUUUAGCAAAAGCCCCUGUGCAACCGAGGAUUGACACCGGGUCAUGGAGUGCCAAGGGAAAGAAAGCGAAGGAAGCUAUUGGUGUGGCAUGGUCCAAAUUUUUUCACACUUCAGGCAUUCCUGGCAGAAGGGCGGACGAUGCAUUCUUUAUCGCUGCAGUGAAAGAAACACAAAAAUGGGGCGAGGGUGUACCAUCUCCAACAGGGCGGGAUAUAGAUGGUAAGUAUCUGGACGAGAACGAAAAUGCUUUAAAGAAAAUAUUUGACAAGUGGAAGCUAGAAUGGCCAGAAUAUGGUGUUACUGUAAUGUGCGAUUCGUGGACGGGACCGACGCACAUGAGCAUUAUUAAUUUCCUCAUAUAUUGCAAUGGUCGUAUGUUUUUUCACAAGUCUGUUGAUGCGACCGGCUACAGUCAAGAUGCUAAAUAUUUGAAUAAGGAGAUAAGAGCAGUGGUAACUGAUUUAGGUCCAGAAAAUAUUGUACAGAUUGUGACUGAUAACGGGUCCAACUAUAAGAAGGCAUGCCAGGUUUUGAGAAGGGAAUAUCCUGCUAUCGCGUGGCAGCCUUGUGUGGCACACACGAUAAAUUUAAUGUUGAAGUCGGUUGGCGAUUUUAGAGAACACGACAUUGUCAUCCAAAGUGCAAGGGCUAUAUCACGAUGGCUGUACAAUCAUUCAAAACUACAUGAAAUGAUGAAGGCAGCAAUUGGUGGAGAGUUGGUGAGGUGGAAUGCCACAAGAUUUGGAACUAACUACCUAUUUCUUGAUAGCUUUCUACGACGAAAGGACAGGUUCAUGCAAUGGAUGGCAUCUAGUGAGCUCCAGCAGUCUCGAUACAUUAGUUCUGAUAUUGGAAGAUAUGCACAUAGUUGCCUAUCCAGCUUACCAUGGUGGGACAAUCUAAAAAUGGUUGUUGAUUCCGUCCAGCCAUUGUAUGCAUUCCUCCGUUUUGCGGAUCAGGACAAAGUGCCAAUAUUGAGUGAGGUGCUCCUGAGAUACACCAUUGUGAAGCAUGAGUAUGAAUCAUUGUAUAAGAAUGAUAGGGAUUCUUUGGAUAAGUACAUGGCAAUUGUCGAUCGUAGAAUGAAUGAUCUAGCCAAUGGGACAUACAUGAAUGCCGGUAAUACACUCCUACCACUUUUCAAAUGCUUGUGUUUGUAA
This is a messenger RNA of Phragmites australis (common reed), 1801 nucleotides long. RefSeq lists its product as uncharacterized. Gene Ontology annotation, molecular function: DNA binding. NCBI's taxonomy places the organism in Eukaryota, Viridiplantae, Streptophyta, Magnoliopsida, Poales, Poaceae. The coding region runs from base 158 to 1801 and encodes 547 amino acids. The transcript is spliced from 3 exons. The record is from RefSeq and is a predicted model, not a curated record.